This is a messenger RNA of Varroa destructor (honeybee mite), 2222 nucleotides long. RefSeq names its product aaRS-interacting multifunctional protein 1 (gene AIMP1). The record is from RefSeq and is a predicted model, not a curated record. Lineage: Eukaryota; Metazoa; Arthropoda; Arachnida; Mesostigmata; Varroidae. Gene Ontology annotation, molecular function: tRNA binding.
AAAAUAACUGUUAAUACUAAAAAGGUUGUUAGUUUCUAUAGGGCCACGUUCCGUAAGGAUAGCGACAGACUGGAGCAGCCGCUCUUUCUGAAAUGUUCGAAUUAGUCACGCGUAACUAACAAACAAUUACCACAUAUAGUUGUUCCUAUAUUUACGACCAGAACUUACGAUUGCCAUAUACAGGUGACGUAAUAUAUAGUGGUAACAUAGACAAAAAUGGUGGCCGGCUCAAUGGAUGUAGCAAAACUGCUCUCUCGAAGUCAGGUGGCGGACAUGCUUUUGAAAGAGCUACGAGAAAAGGUAGCCCGCUUACGCCAGCAAGUCAUCACAGCAGAGGUCCAACGUCUCACCAGUGAAAACGAACAGCUUUCCCUGCAAUGUGAAGCGUGGCGCCAGCGACUAAUCAAGGCCGAAACGGCUAAUGGAAAAAAACAGUAUCCUUUGCCAACACGCUGUAACUCAACCAACACUGUUGCACAUGAGUCGAAAACACCCACUACAGUUGAACAGUCGAAGAGAGAAUCAUCUCAGUUGGCGGCAGAAUCGGAAGAGACAACUCCAAAGAAGAGCAAAAAGGCUAACGAGUCUGCUAAAAAACCCAAUCAAAAGGAUUCAAGCAAGGAGAAAAACGUAGACAAAUCUACGAAGGAAGCUGCUGAUUCUGUUUGUGUAUCGCAACUGGAUCUCCGGAUUGGUCUCAUUAAACAAAUUGAGAAACAUCCUGAUGCCGAUGCUCUCUAUCUUGAGCAGGUUGAUGUUGGUGAAGAAAAGCCGCGCACGAUUUUGUCAGGUCUAGUGAAAUUCGUUCCAAUCGGAGAUAUGCGGGACCGAAUGGUAGUCGUGAUGUGCAACCUAAAGCCAGCCAAAAUGCGUGGAAUCCUUUCGGAGGGGAUGCUAAUGUGCGCAUCUACACAUGAAAAAGUUGAACCUAUUCGGCCCCCUAAAAAUGCCGUUCCAGGUGACAGAGUUACAUGGGUAGGUUUGCCGGCUGAAGGUUACCCCGAUCCAGAACCCGUCCUAAACCCCAAGAAGAAGAUUUGGGAGAGGAUUGCGCCCGAUCUUAAAAUUGAUGAACAAGGACACACUGUUUGGAUGGGACAGAAAUUAGAGAUUCGGGGAAAGGGACCACUUCUAGCUGAUACGCUGAAAGGUGUCAACGUCAAGUAGCUAUGAUAGUGAUACGACAUCAGGGCAUACAGAAGCAACUUUUCCGUAUGGUACAACCUCGCACUUUGAACGCGCAAUUCUCAUCUUAUGCGAAGGCAAAAUAGGACUGUUGUCAAGAGAAGCAAACGGUUCUGUUGCCGUAACAAACCACUGUUUGAAUAUAUAAAGGUUAACUUAUGUUGUCAAAAAGAUCGUCCAUGUCAGUAAUCUUAGUUUCACUAUAUCGCUCAUUCGUGAAGUUUCUCUUGAAUUGAAAGAUGCUCUGCGCGGUAAAUACGUGGAAGAGUUACCGAUGCGAGUCAUUCUACCGCUGGUUGCGGGAGCAAUAUCCUAGGGGGAAAAAUAGGGGAAAGAUUACUAGAUUUGCCCUAGCACUAUUCGCAAUUGCGCAUAUGCAGAAUAGGCUGAAUGAAUGUAGUUUGAAGCUAAAAAUAAACCAUAACAGCAUUAGCACAAAUGUCUUCUUCUAUUUAUUUACUAUAACAUAAAAUCUAGUAUCUCCCUAGUGAGAGUCAAUAUAAAUAACGUUGUCGUUUCUAUGUUUUCCAUGAUAUGAUCACAUUAUAUAUAAAAAAAAAAUAACACAUGAAACGCGGUUAGAAGUUGAAGUGCAAUAUUUUCAAAAAGAGUUACGCAUCGCGUUUAAGCAUAAGCACCAGGUUUUAACAAACCUACUCCGUCAGCUACUGUACUGGUGUAUUAACUAGAUAAAAUAGGUUUCUUUCCGUCGCUUUCUAUUUUCUUCGUAAAUACGUAUUUCAAUACGUCUAAAAACAUGAGCGAUAUCAACAAUAAAUUGUCAUCUUGAUGUUUCUAUGAAGCAGAAGACUUGUUUAGUUUUUCAAAUUGUUGUUGCUACGUAAAACUAGUGUGACUUACGUAAAACUAGUAAGGAAUAUAAUGAAAAAGCUUUUGGGUGCUAUAAUAUGCCAACCCUAAUUUAUGUGAUGAAAAAUACUAGAAUGUCUAAAGAGGAACAAGUUUUUUUCAAAGAGCUCGGCCUAUCAUGGCGUAAAUUGAUUGGCCUUUCUAACUAGCGUAUAUUACACCGGUUU